This is a messenger RNA of Rotaria socialis, 2064 nucleotides long. The record is from the annotation of a GenBank genome assembly. Lineage: Eukaryota; Metazoa; Rotifera; Eurotatoria; Philodinida; Philodinidae.
AUGACUAUGAAUACAAGCUUCAGUAAUGAAUUACAACAGUUACAAAUGGAGCUACGUGCUCAAAAUUUUGAUAUUAUUCGAUUUUCAAUAUAUCGAAUUGCAUGUAAAUUACGUUUUAUUCAAAAAAAACUCAAUUUUCAUCUCCUCGAUUUAUUAAAUGUAAUUGAAUCUCUUCGAGAAUGUUUAACAAGUUUAUCGGUUCAAUCAAGUUCACAUAAUAAACAUUCAGUCAAUUUCGAUUCACCAACACACAGUCAGUCUCAUUUAUCAAACACUAGUCAAUGUCUUUCAAUAAAUCAUUUAACAUCUUUUCUAACAUCAAUCUAUACAAAUUUAAAUAAACGUUUACCAUUAUCUCGACAAAUUGCUCAUAUAGAUAAAUGUGUUCAAUCGGCUAUAGCUUGGUUAUUAUAUGUUUAUAAAAGUGAUACAUUGUCCAUACGUUUUAAUUCAUUUCGUGUUGUACUUACACUUCUAUGUACUGGCAAAUUAAUUGAUAAAAUUCAUCAUUUAUUUGUCUGUAGUCUAUCAACAUCAUCGUCAAAUGCAUUAACUUACGCGCAAAUAGAUGAACUUUUACAUGAAAUUCUUGCGUUGCCAUAUGCUUUACAAGAAAUUCCACUUUCAACAUUAAGUAGAAACUAUGCUCAAUUGAUAUUUUCAAAAUCAUCAACAUCAAUUGAUUUUGACAGUUUUCUUGAUUUAUUACUCUACAACAAUAAAACACCCAUCUGUUUACAAUGGGUUGUUUUAUUUCAUCGUUUGAUUAGUGUUGAAAAUGUUAUUCAGCGUGUAAAAUGUUCAGCGUGUCAACGUCCAUCGUUUUCUGGUUUUCGUUAUAAAUGUCUACAGUGUACUAAACGAACAUAUCAAUUAUGUCAAGAUUGUUUUUGGCGUGGAAGAACUUCAGAUCAACAUUUAUCAACGCAUGAAAUGAAAGAAUACACAUAUUUUAUAUCACCAAAUAAGCAUUGUCGAAAUUCACUUCGACAAUCUUUGCAGUGUAUUCCUAAAAAUGAAAGACCUUGCCAAUAUUUCAAUUCAUUAACGGUUGAUAAAGAACAGAAACUAUCACAAGAAAAUUUUAUUACAAAAAAUAAACAACAAUUGAUCAAAAAUUAUGAAAAUAAGCCGAAAAAAAUUGAUAUUGAUGAACACAAGCAAAUAGCUUCUUACACUAAACAACUUUCAUUAAAUGUUGACAAACAAAAAUUCAAUCCGACUGGGAUUCAAUCAGAAAGAAAAUUUUCUUCUCAUCAAUCUCGACGGGCGAUUACUAAUCAUCAAAGUCAAGAGAAAAAACUUCUGAUCUCAAAACUAGAAGCAGAAAAUCGACGUAUUAUGCAUGAAAUAAAUAAAUUACGUGCUAAAAUCAAACAUCAAUCUUUGACUAACAUGCGUACUAGUGAUUAUCGUGCCUACAGCGAUACAAAUCUUUCUACUCCAUUCGAACAAAACUAUUGCCAAACAUUGCCUAAUCCACGUUCUAAUGUUCGCCAUGAAUUCACUUCAAUACCAUCAAAUCGUAGCGACCAAAGGAGACGCGCUGGUUCAGUUGAAGUAGCUAAUAAAAAUCCAUAUUUUGAACAUGAACUAAGAAUAUUGUUAACACGUAAACAUCAACUAGAAUCUCGUAUUCAUGAGUUGCAGUUGAGCCGAGAAGAACUAGCAUCACAGUUAGAUCAUCUCUGUCGAACUCCAUCUUAUUCUCCAGAUUUACAACAACGAUCGACAAUAUUUCGUUCAAGUAAUCGUUUAAAUGAUUCACCAUCACGUAUGAAUACUCGUACAUUAAAGUCAAAAAAGACUGCAUUACGAAGUUAUUCAACGCCGUCAACACCAGUUCAUAAUCAAUUAAUCAGUCAUUUACAAACUAAUCUUCUUCUAGCAGCUGAUUCAUUAACUUCAGCUAUGUCAUCACUUGUUCAACAAUUAAAUACCGAAGAUGUUGAAUAUUUUCGAACAGUAUCACAAACUAAAAAUAAAUUCAAUUCUUAUCCAUGUGAUAGUGGCAGUCGAACAGAUGAUGAAUUAUUUGUAGUAUCUGAUGAUGAUUAUUAUUGA